Messenger RNA from Prosopis cineraria, 1999 nucleotides. RefSeq names its product transcription factor bHLH123-like. Gene Ontology annotation, molecular function: RNA polymerase II cis-regulatory region sequence-specific DNA binding; protein dimerization activity; DNA-binding transcription factor activity, RNA polymerase II-specific. The record is from RefSeq and is a predicted model, not a curated record. NCBI's taxonomy places the organism in Eukaryota, Viridiplantae, Streptophyta, Magnoliopsida, Fabales, Fabaceae. The transcript has 7 exons. The coding region runs from base 156 to 1424 and encodes 422 amino acids. Gene Ontology annotation, cellular component: nucleus. Gene Ontology annotation, biological process: regulation of transcription by RNA polymerase II.
GCGCGCAUAUAUAUAUAUAUAUAACCACAAGCACUGAAUCAUUUUCCAUUCACUUCAACACUCGAUCGUCAAGCAAAAGCGCACACACACAUACAGAGAAUUCAUUGUUGAUCAGGUGGCUGUAUAUUUAGCUAGCUUUUCCUUCUUCUUCUUCCAUGGCGAACGAUCAAUUUCAAGCGAGUACGGGAAACUGGUGGGACUCUUCAUCUUCUAGACAUGUCCGAUUCGAGACCGCUCCUUCCCAGUCAUCUUCAUCUAACCUCACCACCACCUUCCCCAACUUCACUUGGCCCAUGGAUCACCUCGACCUCAAGCCUUCCUCUUCCAUGGCUCUAGCCCUCUCCUCCCAACCCUUGGAUUGGAAUAUCAAUAAUCAACCCUCUCAUCACCAUCUUCUUAGAGGAGAGAAGGGGGUCUCCGAUGGCCGAUUCAGAUCCAUGUUUCAAGAUGAGUGGAGAUCAUCAGAGAAGCUGUUGUUUAAUUCUGCAGACUCGUCUUCAACUACCACUGAUCAGUACAGUGCUUCUGGGGAUAAUAGUAUGGUCACGACCAGCCAAGGGCUAGCUUGUAGUUUUCAGAUGGAUAAUUCUAAUUCCUAUUCUGCUACGAAUCAUUCAUUAUUAAUACAGGGAUUAUUAGGGCCUGAAGGUUCUUCUUCUUCUUCCUCCUUCGACAAUACUCAUAAUCGCUCCUGCAGCUUGAACUUUCCCUACGGGUCGUCGGCCUUGAGCUCUGAUAAUGAUCCUUCAAUGGCUUCUUGGCCCAAGGUUUCUCAGUUUCUUAGGGCUUCGCCGCCGAAACAAACACCACAUCACGGCGGCGGUAACAGCCAGUUGCAUUUUACAAACAACGCGACCUUCUGGAACGCUUCUGAAGCUCACCACCACCACCAUCACGAUGCCGCUAUUAAAGAAGCUCGACCUUCCUUCUUCCCUUCCUUGCAGCCUCCUAUUCAGACGCCCAAUUUUGAUGCACAAUCAAAGAAUAUUUGUGGCGGAAGAGAAACGAGUAGUGUGGGGAAGAAAAGUGGAGGUGAGGCGACACCAAAAAGAGCUCGAAACGAAACCUCAUCAACUUUGCCGCCUUUUAAGGUGAGAAAAGAGAAGAUGGGGGACCGAAUUACUGCUCUUCAACAGUUGGUUUCGCCUUUCGGCAAGACUGAUACAGCCUCAGUGCUCUCCGAAGCCAUCGAGUAUAUCAAAUUCCUCCAUGACCAAGUCUCUGGUUUAAGCACCCCAUAUAUGAAAAGUGGAGCUCCAUUACAGCACCAACAGAGUUCUGGAAAAUGCAAGGAAAGUGAAGGCCUAAAACAAGACCUGAGAAGCAGAGGGUUAUGUUUGGUGCCAGUUUCAAGUACUUUUCCGGUGACUCAUGAAACCACUGUUGAUUUUUGGAUGCCACCUUUUGGAGCUACUUUCAGAUGAUCUGAUGAGUUGAAUUCAUACACAUCACGCAUUCACAAAUUUAUAAAGCUAUAGGUAGAAUAAUAUUCAGCUUGUUAGAAUAUAUAUAUAUAUAUAUAUAAUUAAGUUAAAUAAUGUAUUUGAUUGAAUCUGGGAUUCUAGAAAGAAUCAUAUAGAUGAGGUCAGAUUGGGAAUGAUGAGAUGAUGGGAAGCCACAGAAAUUGUCAAGUUGAUGAUUGUGCGCAUGGAAGAGAAGAAAAGAGAGCGUGUUGGAAAAUGUGUUGAAAGAGAAAGAAAAUGAAAUGACUCUCCAAAAAGAGAGGCCAUUCUUUACCCAUUUGCAUGCACGAUCAUGAUCUCAUGAUGCCACAUUGGGACCAUUGUCAUUCAAUUAAACUUGUCAUUCUAAUUGCACAAUCAUGCAUCUUAAUUAGGGGAUUAUUAGGAAGCUGAGCAGAUUAAUCAAAGGAAAAAUUGUUGUUACAUAUAUCGAGAGAGGAAGAUAAAGAAGGUUUAAUUGUUAUUGUUAGUGCUGUGUGUGUGAUGAAUUGAAGAAGGAAUAUUAAUGGAAGUGAAGUAAUUAAUUUUGGAUUGGA